This is a messenger RNA of Eimeria acervulina, 9447 nucleotides long. Its product is annotated as translational activator, putative. Bases 1 to 9447 code for a protein of 3148 amino acids. Gene Ontology annotation, cellular component: cytosol. Gene Ontology annotation, biological process: regulation of translation; cellular response to amino acid starvation. The record is from RefSeq and is a predicted model, not a curated record. NCBI's taxonomy places the organism in Eukaryota, Apicomplexa, Conoidasida, Eucoccidiorida, Eimeriidae. Gene Ontology annotation, molecular function: protein kinase regulator activity; protein binding. The transcript is spliced from 14 exons.
AUGACAGAAGAGCCUCUCCAGGAUGAGGGCGCGGGCCCGCCUGAGGCGGCCUCAACUCUUGCUGCUGCUCUUGCUGCUCUUGAAGGGGACUUGCAGCAGCAGCAGCAGCAGCAGCUGCAGCAGCAAGUGCUGCAGCAGUUAAAGGAGCGCACCUGCAGCAGCAGCUGCAGCGGAGACCCUGUGUUCAGUGCUGAAGAAUUCUCGCAGCUGUGCAGCAGCGUGCUGCUGUCUCCUGCUGCUUGCAGCAACAUCAAACGCAGCAGCAGCAGCUGGCGCUGCUGCUUCUCUCGCCUUCAGUCCGCAGCAGCAAAGGCACUAGCAUGCGAAGCAGCAGCAGCAGCAGCAGCGGGGAAAGAGACAGAGGCGCAGCAGCAGCAGCAGCAGCUCCCUUUGCUGCAGCUUUUCUGCUCGACACUGCAGGAGACAAUCAAAGGCCUCAGCUGCAGCGCAGCAGCAGCAGCUGUCGGCAGCAGCUUCCUCACCAUAUUGCUGCAGCUGCCUCCUGCUGCUCUUGCUGCUGCUGCGGCUGUAGACUGCUGCGCACAAAGCAUCAGACAAGUGCUGCAGCAGAUGGAGCGGGUGUUUGCUGAUGUGUUUGCUGUUGCGUUUGAGCACCACAGUCGCCAGCAGCAGCAGCAGCAGCAGCAGCAGCAGCACGAGCACCAGCAGCAGCAGCAGCAGCAAGAGGUGCUGCAGGUACAAGUAGAGCAGCUGCUGCACCGUCAAGUGUUGCGGCUUCCGUGGGUCCACGUGCUGCAGCAGCUGCUGCAGCAGUCUUCUAAGGCAAGGGCAUAUGCGCUGCAGGUAGCAGAGAACAGCGUAAGCAGCAGCAGCAGCAGCAGCAGCAUUUGCUGCUGGAUGCUGUGCCGCUGGGCCUGUGAUGUUCUGCUUCAUAGAAAUAUUAGACGCGAUGCUUCUGCUGCUGCUGCUGCAGCAGCAGCAGAAGCAAAAAAGGAGGCUCUUCAGGUUCGGGAUAAACUGCUUCAUAUAUUUCUUCAGCUGCUGGAGGGCCGGCGAGGCUCUGGGGUGUCUCUGCAUGUAUCGUUUGCUGCUCUAGGUUUGCUGCUGCAGCAAGAAGACUGGGAAGCAGUUGUUGCUCCUGCAGCAGCAAAAGGCUUUGCGCGCUCCUUUGAUGCUGUGGGGCCCCCGGUGCUGCUGCUGCUGCGACAUUCAAGAUCAGACUGCUCCAAGUGUCUGCUUCUGCUGAUCGAGGAGCUGCUGCCUACUCUGAAGGGAGCAGCAACACUUGCUGCAGCUGCACGAGGCCGUGCUGCUCUUGCUGUCAGCAUCAUAAGACAAGCAGCAGCAAACUGCCGCACUGCAGCAGCGCCUCUUAAAGUGCAGCAGCAGCUGCUGCGCGAAUUAAAUGCUCCAGGCCUUAAAACAUUCGACUUCAUUGCGGUGCUGCAGGCAGCUGCUGCAUGCACUCCCUCUCUGCAUCAGGAGCCAACUGUUUCUGCUGAGGAGCUGCAGCAGCUGCAGCAGCAAAUAAGCAGCAGCAGCAAGGUACAUGCGUUACUAACAGCGACUGUAAACGAUGAUGUUAAGGCCGCCUGCUGCGGUUUUCUGGGGCAGGUGCUGCCGCUGCUGCUGCGGCGCAGCAGCAGCGGCAGCAGUUCACCUGAGCAGCACAAGGAGCUGCAUCAUUUGCUGCAGCAAGGAGUAAAUCUGCUGGUUGGCUUCUGUGAUGUUUGUAAUAAGAAGGGGGCAGUCUCUGCAGAGCAGCAGCUGCUGCUGGCAGCAGCAGAAGAUGCGCUUGAGAGGAUUGCUGCAGCAGCAGCAGCAGCAGCACCAGCAGGACCGGCAGCAGCGGAGACUGAACAUAUGCUGCUGAAGGUGCAGCAGCAUCUGCUGCCGCUGCUGAGCGCAUGCAGCACCCGUGCUGCGCUGCGGGCUGCUUCGCUUAGGGCCUGGUCUCUGUUUUUGCUGCUGGAGCAGCUCUCACCAGAAGCAGCAGCAGCAGCAGCUGCAGCAAAGCAGCAGCACGACGGCGCAAAGAGCCCCGCGGUUGCUGCAGCAGCAGCACUGUGGUUUGAGGAGGACUCUUGCUUCUCUUGUGUGCGACCGAAGCAAACAAGGGAAGAGCUGCUGCUGCAGCUUCGGGUGUACGUGCAGCUGCUGAUGAGGCAGCAGCAACCCUUAGGCGGUCUACACCUUACCAGGACAUCUGCUUGCUGCAGCAACGAUGAGGGCCUCUGUGCUGCUGCUUGGGAUGUUGCAUGCUCCGUUGGUGCUGCUGCACGCCAGCAGCAGCAGCAGCAGCAGCAGCUGCAGCAGCAGCAGCACAAGGCCCUGCAACCCGCGUUUUAUAUGGGGUUGCUGCGCGUGCUCUGCCACCUGCAGCAGUUUCAUGUGUCUCCUGCUGCAGCAGCAGCAGAGGAGGGGACUGCAGCAGCAGCAGGGCAGCACGGCGGCAGAUUGCUAAAGGAGAGCUACACCUCAAGUUUGCUGCUGCUGCAGCAGGCAGCAGCAGCAGAUGAAGCAGUAGCAGCGCAGCUUGUUCUCGCCUUCUUCCAGCUGCUCUGUGAGGUCUCUGCUGCACGAGCAGCGGAGAGUGCAAGCAGCAAAAGCAGCAGCAGCAGCAGCAGCAGCAGCAACAGCAGCAACAGCAGCAGCGUCAAGGCCAAGACAGUCACGUCUCCUCCAGCAGCAACAGCAGCAGCAGCAGCAGGAACAGGACGAGAUGAGUCAACAGCAGGGAUAAGCUGCAGCAUGUUACAGUCUUUGCUGCAGCAGCUAUUGCGGCUGAUAGUGCCUGCUGUGCAGCGCAGCAGCAGCAGCAGCAGCAGCAGCGGAGAGCUGCAUGCAGCACGGCCUGGCCUUUACGCGUUGCUGUUUUUGUGUGCUGCACACCCAGCAGCAAGAGAGAAAGAAAGAAGCCCCGUGCCUCUCUGCCGAUCUGUCUUGCUGCUGCUCUCAAGGCGCAGCAGCAGCAAAAGCAGCAGCAGCAGCAGCAGCAGCAGCAACGGGUUGAUGGUGGACUGGCAGCAGCUGCUGGAUCUGCUGCCGCUAUCUGUUUCUGAUGCAGCACACAGCAGCAAAGGGGAUCGUGACUACAGCGGCAUUGGGGCUGCAUGCGAUGCUGUUGCUGCUGCUGCUGGUUGCUUCCUCGAGGAGCAACAGCAGCAGCAGCAGCAGAAGCGGCAGAAGCAGCUGACGCUAGAGGACUCAAAGGAGUGGGGCCCCUGCAACAGCAACAGCAGCAGCAGCAGCAGCAGCAGCAGCAGGUGGAGCAGCUGCCUUGGGGGCCUCAGCAGCAGCAGCAUCCGCUGCUGCUGCAGUCUUGUGCAGCAGCUACCCGAAGGAGACAUUGCUGCAUGCAAGCCCGAAGUAGCAGCAAUGUUUUAUGCACCUAACAAUACGCUGUACGUAGCUAGUGGGGUGUAUAUACCUCCUGCAGCAGCAAGUGCGUCUGCUGCUGCUGCUGCUGCUGCUGCACCUGCUGCAGUUCGCCCCAGCAUCAGCAUCGGCAAGACCAGCAGCAACACCAAGACAAAAGGCGCUGCACCUCGCGGGAAGCCAGGCACAGCACCAACAGCAGCAGCAGCAGCAGCAAAGGGACAGAAGAGUUUGACGCGUGAGCAGCUGCAGCAGGAGGAGCUGAAGCAGCAGCAGGAGAAGCGACAGCAGCUGCAGCAGAUGCAGCAGCGCUGCAGCAGAAUCCUCUCGCAGUUGGGGUGUCUGGUGAGGGGUGUUGGAGGGCCUUGUGCUGAGGUGCUGCUAGCUGCAGCAGCACCAGGAGAUGAAUCUCAAGUGCAGCUGCUGCCGCUGCUGCUGCUGAUGCUGCGCUGCAGCAUCACCUGCAGCAGCGCACUGCUGUGUCUGAGGCAGCUGGUUGCUGCUGCAGUGUCUGCUGAGGUGCUUCCGAGGCGCUCAGCACUAGCAGAUGCUUUGCUGCUGGUGCAGCUGCAGCGGGAGGAAUUUGCUGCUGCUGCUGCUGCAGUCUUUUCUUCGGGUAGAGGAGACAAAGCACUUUCACGUGCAGGGAGCGAGCUGGUGCUGCCGUUGGUAGCUGCUGUGCUGCUGCACUCAGACGCAGCAGCAGCAACUGCAUGCAAGCAGGCGUUGCUGCUGCUGCUGCAGCAGCUAAAGCUCGGUGUGCAGCUUGACCCUGAUACUGUUAUCUCGUGUCUUGCUGCUGUGCUGCGGGCACAUCCACAGUUUGCUGCUGCAGUGCAGGAGGCGCUGUGUCUUGCUGCUGCUCAUCUGCUGCAGCAGCAGCAGCUGCCGCAGCUGCUUCUGCUUGCUGCGUCUGAAGCAGCAGCAACUAGGCGAGCUGUUGCUGCUGCAGUGGGACACCUCCCUAAAGAUUGUCUCCAAACUGCUUCUCCGCUGCUUGCGAGCUGUCUCCUGGCGCUGCAGCAAGACAAACAAGACCCCGAGGUGCAGCAGCUUGCUGCUGCAGUGCUGCAGCAGCUGCCGCAGCAAGUCAAAGGAGACACCCAGCAGCAUUUAGAGACACUUGCGCAGCUCCUCGCCUGCCCAGAGAAAACAUUCAGAGAGAUGGCAGCUGAGGCGUUUGCAGCUGAAGUAGAGAGAGAAGGAGGAGGCGAAGAAAAAACAGCAGCAGCGCUGCAGCUGCUGAUUGAUUGCUUUGUGGGUCGCCGUGCCUUAGAGGGCCCGUACGCAGCUCCGAAGGAGCAGCAGCAGCCGCAGCAGCAGCAGCAAGAGCAGCAGCAGCAGCAGGGUGUGGUGUAUAAGAAGAAAGAGCUAGACGCAGCAAACUUCUUUGGCGGCGUUGGUAAGGGUAAAAUGAAGGGUAAAUCUGCAGCAGCAGCAACUGCAGCAGCAGCAGCAGAAGAAAGCCAUACGAAGGAGUCUGGUGAGCAGCAGCAGCAGCAGCAGCAGCAGCUCCGUUCAAGCUCAGAGCAGACAAUGAUGCUGGGAGUUGCUGCUGCUCUCCGCUGCUGCGCAGAGCGACAGCUGCUGCGGACCUCCUCCACGCUGCUGCUACUGCUGCGGUUUCUGCUUGAUGAAGGUUUGUGCUGCCCUGAAGCUUUAGCAGAGCCGCUGCUGCAGCAGGAGCUUCUUGCUGCUGGUGUUGCUGGCAUAAGAAAUGCUGAGGACGACACUCUACGACGCGAAAUAUUCAAGUGUCUAGACAGCAGCACAAGCAACAAGCUAAACAGCACCAGCACCAGCACCAGCAGCAGCAGCAGCAGCAGCAAGAGCAGCAGCGAGAGUGGUGGUGCUGCUGCUGCUCUUCAGGUUGCACAAGCAUUAUUUUGCGGGUCUCUUGCUGAGAAAAUGUCUCCUGGCGAUCCUCUUGUUAUUUUAAUUGUAGAGAGGCUUGAAGCAUCUUUGCUGUCUCCUGCUGCUGCUUCUGCUGAAGUGCAGCUGCUGCUGUCACGCCCCCUCACACCUCUUGUCAAGCUGCUGGGGGCAGCAGACAGCAGCGCAGCAGCAGCAACAGCAACAGCAGCAGCUGACGGGGCAUCUGCAGACACGGAACAGCAGCAGCAACAGCAGCAACAGCAGCAGCAGCAGGAAGGUGGGGGCGAGCUGGAGCCUGCAUGCCCUGCUCGGGCGCUGCUGCAGCGUUUACUUGCUGCUGCUCUUGAAGCAGCAGAUUUACCUGUAAGGCGAGGCGCAGCACUGGGAUUAGCAGCAGCAGUAAAGGGGUUUGGUGUUAUGUCUCUACGACGAGAGGGCGUGCUGCAGCAGCUAAGAGCAGCACUUUCUUCUACAGACAGCGUAGCAAGACAAGGGGCUCUGCUUGCUGUUGAAGCACUUAGCUGCUGCUUAGGCCGUUUGUUUGAACCCUUCGCGCUGCAGCUGCUUGGUUUGCUGCUGUCUUGUCUCUCGGAUAACUCUAUACCCGUACGUGCUGCAGCAGCAGCAGCAGCAAAACAGCUUAUGAAGCAUCUCAGCAACCACGGGGCUCGGCUCGUUCUUCCUACGCUUACAUCAAAUCUAAAAGAUAAACACUGGCGGGUGCAAGUAAGCAGCAUAGAGCUGCUUGCUGCUUUCUCAAGCUGUGCAUCAAAGCAGCUUGCUGCUGCUGUACAUACAGUCAUCCCUCUACUAACAGAUGCAGCAAGUAAUGCAUCGCUGCCUCAGGUGCAGCGAGCUGCUGAAGAAGCAUUAAAGACAUUCAGCCAAGCUGUACGUACACCUGAACUGCAGCAGCUCGCGCUGCAGCAGAUUGUUCCUACACUUGUUGACCCCACAACAGAUAAUAUUAGAAGAACGCUUGAAGCUCUCUUAGCAAUUGAUUGUAGCGGGUUUAAAGAAGAAGCAGCACUGUCUCUCUGUAUACCGCUGCUGCUGCGGGGCCUUGCAGAGCGCAGCAGCGACAUACGCUGUAAAGCAGCAGAUAUUAUUGCUUCAUUAGGGGUUCUGUGCCAGCAGCAGCAGCAACAGCAGCAGCAGCAGCAGCAGGAUUUGGUGAUGCAGCCGCUGCUGCCGUAUCUACCGCAGCUGCUGCCCUCGCUGCAACAAGCUCUCGGAGACCCUAUUCCAGCUGUACGCUCAGCAGCAGCACGUGCAUGCGGCGCAUUAGCAUGCGGUGUUAAUGAAGCAGAGCUUGGAGAUCUGCUGCAGCAGCUGCUGUCUACCCUGAGCAGCAGCGAGAGCAGCGUAGAAAGAAGCGGUGCAGCAAAUGCUUUAUCAGAGUUGCUGCUGGCUUGGGGGCCAGAGCGACUGCAGCAGCUGCUGCCGUUGCUGCUGCAGCAUGCAACAGACACUCAAGCUCCAGCAGCAAGUCGUGAAGGUUUUCUAGGUUUGUUUGUCUUCUUACCUCGAGCAUUUAAGAAAAGUUUUGAUGAAUUCGUCCCCAGAGUGCUGCCAGCAGUGCUGCAGGGUUUAGCAGCAGAAGAAGAAGGUGCUCUGGGGUCUGCAGAUUCAUCUGUGCGCCGGGGUGUCUGCUUGGGGCUGCUGGAAACGUUUAAGAAUGGUUCACGUGCUGCACUUGCUGCUGAAGUAGAUAGCUUGCUGCGGCUGCUGCGGAAGGCUCUGCAAGACAAAGACGCAAGUGUGCAGCAGGCUGCUGCUGCUGCUGCUGCUGUUUCUUUGGAGACCCUCGGGCAGGAAGCAAGCAGCAGAUUGGUGCCGCCGCUGCUGCAGCAGCUGCUGCAACCGCCGCUGCUGAGUCGCGAAGAUGCAGCAGCAGCAGCAGCAGCAGGAAGAGCAGCGCAGCUGCAGGGGUUGGAGCUUUUGCUGCGCGAGCAGCCGCAUGCAGUGUUGCCGCUGCUGCUGCAGCAAGCAGCAAUACCGCAGCAAGAUGGUGCUUCUGCUUCUGUACUUGGUGCUGCUGCUGCUGCUGAUCCGCAGCGUCUCUCCCGGCACCUCAAUCGUAUCUUUGAAGCGCUUAUCGCAGGCCUGCUGCAACCCCGUGCUCUGGAUGAGGACGGGUUUAUAGCGGAGGAGUGCUUUCGCGCUGCAGCAAAGCUGCUGCAGCGGCUUGAUACAGAGGGCCUCGAGGUGCUGCUGCUGCUGCUGCAGCAGCAAAUGAAGGCAGCAGCACCCGUAUGUGAGGUCUCCUCCACAGGGCGUCUGCAGCUGCUGCAGCACAGAAGCAGCAGCAGCCAUAAACCCAGGGGCGCUGCAGGAAGCAACGGCUGCGCACCCGCACCAGCAGCAGCAGCAGCAGCAGCAGGAGCUGCUGCUGCUGAGCGUUCUCCUGACGAUCCUAUAACAGCAGAUUUGUUCUUCGAUGCUGAGGCGCUGCGCUGCAACAAUGCAUUUAAAGCUGCUUCAGAGACAGCAGCAGCAAACCCCAAGAGGAGGGAGAUCUGCUGCUGCUUGCUGCUGGCGGUUUGCUGCUGCCGCGCGCAAGCGGAGCUUGAGAGCAAUAUGCAGCUGCUGCUGCAGCUGCUGCUCCCUGUUGCCUUGGCAGACCCCUCUGCUGCUGCUGCUGCUGCUGCAUGCGCAGCACUCAACAUACUCCUGCCCCCACUGUCUAGAGAUGCGCUCGAUGGCUUAAUACCCUUGCUAUAUCAGGGUCUAUUCCGAUUGGUAGCUGAUCCCUUAACAAAGCGGCCUGUGGGGGGCGAAGUGCUGCUGCUGCCUGGCCUGAGCAGCAGCAGCAGCAGCAGCAGCGAGUUGCUGCAUUGCUGCAUACGUGAAGGCGUGAUACCGUGUUCAAGCUCCUCCUCUUCCUCAGCAGCAGCAGCAGCAGGACCUAUCAGCAGCAGCUGCAGCAGCAGCUUAGCGAGUGCAUUGCUAGCGGGCUGUUUGUCUCUUAAUCCCAAGUGUAGAGAGGUAGCAGCAAGAAGUCUUGAGCUGCUGCUGCUGCAUGCGCAGCAGCAGCAGCUAAAAACUCUCGCUAUUAAAAUCACCGGGCCCCUCAUUCGCUGCACCGCUGACCAACUGCCAGUCAAAGUUAAGAGUGCGCUUCUAAGGGCUCUCAGGGCUUUGCUUCUGCGUGCUGGGGUGUACGUCAAGGCUUUGCUGCCGCAGCUGCAAGCAACGCUGCUGAAGUGUCUUGCUGCAGCAGCAGCAGCGGCAGCAGGAGCCACAGCUGCUGCUCUUUGCCGCUGCUGCUUGGGGCUUGUUGCUGCGCUGCACACAAGAAACCGUGUAGAGGCCCUUCUAGGAGAGCUUGCGCUGUCUAUACACCCCACAGCAAACACUGCAGCAGCAGCAGCAGCAGCAGGAGUUAAUACUAUCUCCCCUCUCGUCGCUCUCCAGGUGGUGCAGCAAGUGUUAGUAAAUACGCGGGAGCCUAUCGAAGACCCCGCGCUGCUGCGGGAUGUUGCUGCUGCUUGCUGGGCAGCAGCAAGUGCAGCAAGAGAUGAGCAGCAGCAAAUCGUUGCAUGCACUGCGCUGGGCUGUCUCCUCGCCCCAGCUGCACAUACACCGCAAGCGCAGCAACUGCUGCAGGAGUUCAUUGUGGAGGCAGCAGCAGAUUUCCAAACCGAAACGCGCAAGAGCGGGUGUUUGGUGUUGGCGAGUUUGCUGCGAGCUGGAAACGAGGAGCAGCUGCUGCAGUGCCCGUUGCUGCAGCAGCAGCAGCAACUGCAGGAGCUGCUGCUGCAGGUGCUAGAAGACCGAUCUGCUGCUGUGCAAGCUGCUGCACUUCAGGUGUAUAGGCAGCUGGUGCGACGUUCAGACAAACAGCAGCAGCUGCUGGAUGUUUGCUGGGCCCUGCUGCCGCCUGUGGAGGCAGCAGCAACAGCAGCAGCAGCAGCAGCAGCACAAGCUGCAGGUGAAUGGGGUCCUGCUGAGCAGCUUCUGCUGCAGCUGCUGCGCUCGCGUGCUGGCAGCAGCGGGGUGACUGAGGAGGAGGCGAACGCGCUGCUGAAUGAUGUAGAAAACAGCAGCAGCAGCAGCAGCAUUACAGGACGGCGGCUGCAGCAGCUAGGAGACUACCUGUUUAGGGUGCUGCUGCGCGUGCAUGCGGACGCAGCAGCAGCAGAAGCAGCAGACAGCGGAGAUGAAGCAGCAUUCGCAGCACUUGCUGACGAGCCUGAACUAAUUGAUGAUAAUUGGGAGGUCUUCCUGUAA